CAAUUUCCCUCCACACCAAUGGCGUGCAGACGGGGACUGCGAACGUAGGCGCCGGAUUGAUAUAUUCGACCUUGGAGAGAUGAUGUCUGUCGCCAGGUGUACAGCGUACUCCGUAGUUAUCUCGUCAAGGCAAGCACGUUCAUUGGGUCCAGCGCGUAAAGGUUUUUCCGGGGCCCUUCCGACCAGGCACCAGCCCGUAUUUGGUUGGCUGUUAACAGUACAUCACAUGUUGCUGCUGAUUGUGUCUAUAUAUCUGGGCUUCUAUUCUCCGCCAGACCGAGUGAAGUAUUUCUUGUUCAUUUCCUGUAUCUAUCUGCCAGUCACCCAGACCUUUUUCCGCAAGGUCUAUAUUUACAUGCGCGUAAGCGGACAAGAGGGGGUCAAGUAGUCCAGUGAACUGCGGCCCUUAAAAGAAAUACAAUCACUUACCGUCUCCUCAACCCGCUAGCUCUGUUUUCUAUUCAUUCAUCUCCAGCUUCUUAAAUAUUUCCCUUGGAUUUUCAUGCCUCUUUUCUCUCUUAUCAGUUUGUUCCAUUUUGUAAAAGUGGAAAAGCAACAUUAUCAGCUCCUCUAUCACCUUGUAUUGUGCACCACCCCCUGAAUUGUCCCCAACCUUGUAUUGCACCAAGGCAAGCUAAAAAUGCACCUUCUAAACUUGCCCCCGGAACUCUUACAAUCCAUCUUCGACUAUUCCUCCGUCACCAACUGUCUCCAGGCAGCUUACUCCUGCCACACGCUCUUUGCAGUUCUCUCAAGUUAUCGGAAGGGGCUUUUGUACCAACUGUCCCAACUGCCCUCUCCUCUCAGCACCCUCAGUACCAUCAACGUUACCGCCAGCAGUAGUGGUAGCAAUAGCGGCAAUGACCUCGCUACUAAAAGCACAGCAGAGCUCUUCCUCCUGCUCCGGAGACGAGCAGCCCAGCAGCUCCGCGGGGCCAAUUUCCACGCCAACCAAAGCGUAUAUACGUUUGGUGAGGACAUUCCCAAAAUUGACACCCUAGCAUCUGCCAUAGGGCCCAACCACAGAGAUCCGAAUGUAGCGUUAGUGCAGAAGGGUGUACCAAAGGUUUUCCUGUAUUUUGUUUCUGGGGGUCAAAUGCUACCUCGGGGUGUGCUGGAGCCCAUCUUCGUAUGUCCAGGGAAUGUGGAGGUGAUUAAGGUAAUUUUUGGCGAAGAAGGGAAUAUGAUUUCUGUAUUGCAGAGAUUUACGCCUUUUCCGGGGGCAAAGCAGGGAGAGAAGGGGACGCAGGGGGUUGCCGAAAAUCGAACGGGCAAUGGGGAUGGGAAGACGACAAGAUAUAAACACCCCUUUGAAGAGGAGGCGAUGAGGCCGUACCAGGAAGAAAGCACGCAGCUCGUGCAUUACCAUCGCAGCAAGCCGGGGUCGAGAUAUUCGCGCGUGACGAUUUCUGCGUUUCCGGGUCAAGAUGAGUAUCGCCCGUUGGCGAUUGCUGUAGAUGAUCAGCACUUGGUGGCUAUAUCAUGGCAGCACAAGCAGGAUCUUGACAGGCGCAUGAUUAUUCUCCAUGCAACGCAUGGAGAUGAGACUGCAGAGGACAUGGAACUCGCAUACCAAGUCUACAACGACAAUAUAAUCAUCGACGAAGAUGGAACCAUGCCCUACGACAACCGCUACCAACGGCCGCGAAACGUAGGGCGUAUCGAACCCAUAAUUCAAAUGGCCUUCAACGACAACGCCACCCAGCUACUCUACUACCACCCUUCCUCAACCAUAUACGGCCACUUCCAACGCAUCGAGGUGGAAGCCGGCAGCAUGACAAACACAAGCGGCUUCCUCCGUAACUCGUGCUGGGUAAAAUACUACGACACCAACAUCGACGACGUGCAAGAAGACGACCUAAAAUUCACCAUCGCCAUCCCCUUCUUCAGCACGCAUGAGACGCGCUCCCACGACCCGACCCGUGAGCUCUGCCACUGGAAAUACCUAGCCCUCGGCACCGCGAUAGACAAACACGGCGAACUCGUCGCAUGCAUCCUCAUGUCAGAAGCGCAAUGCCGCGCCUCCCACUGCUUGCACAUCGAGAACCUCGACCGUGGCCGGCGCUUUGACAACUGGCGCGUCGUUGCGCGGCUGGCCGGGUAUAGCACAAGCAUGAACUCGUUGCCGGGAAUCGUGGCAGCAUCACCACGUGCGACGCGUCUGGCGAUUGCGAAUUGGAAGACCAUUACGGUGUGGCCUUUGGAUCCGCGGGCGAUUAUUGAGCGGAAUGCGGAUGGUGUGUACCCUGAGAGCAUGAUUGAUGUCGGGGUCACGGGUGCGGUGUUGUUAGAGCCCGUGGUGUUGGAGAGCGAGGCCGUGUGUUUCAGGUUGCGGUUCGGGGAGACGGAGGACGAGAUUGUUUCAUUGACAGAUCGCGGGGUUAUGAGGUGGGAAAUUAGGGCGGGGGCAGUGGGGAGGAAGGAAGGGGUUGUUUUGAAGAUUCCGAAUGGUGCUGUGGGGAAUGAGGAGGACAGCGACGAAGAGGGUGAGGACGGGAAGAGGGCGAAGAGGAGGAAGAGGGAGGGGCCGGGAUCCGACGUGGACAUGGAUGAGGAGGGGAUCUUUCUGUAUGAAGGUGAUGGAGAGGCGGAGAAUGAGGAUGAGAUGGGUGACGAAAGGGAUGAGGAGAUGCAAGAUGAUGAUACCGAUAAUGAGAUGGAUGUGCAAUAAUGCCCCUGAAAUGGAACGGGGCGUCAUACGUUGGUACUUGAGGAUGAGCGGAAACUUGGAAAAAGGCGGAGGAUUGCUGCGUUUGCGCCUUUUUUUAAAUUUUUAAAUUUUAAUUUGCGCUGUUUUCCAGGAUUUAGGCCAUUUAUCAAGUCAAUUUUUUCACGAAGUUGAUUGUUAGAGCCUGGUAAGGAUGACAUUCUUCACGAAGCGUGUUCGUUUUCAGUGCAACAUCGCAUGCCGAUAUAUGUAUAUCUCGAGAGAGCGUAGAUCACGAGAAUCUGUAAAUUACGCUAUGCAUAUUUAGAAGAAAGAACAGUAAACGCAGAUUAUGGGUGUGCGGAGUUUUCAAGAUUCUUUGCCGAGAUACGCAACCAGAAAAUCCAUAUUUAUCUAUUAGAAGCAUGAUCGAAUUGUACAACCACAGUGUUCAUAUAUGUACUCCGUAUGUUAUAUGGAAAAUACUGUCACGGUGGAUCAUCC
This is a messenger RNA of Blastomyces dermatitidis ER-3, 3151 nucleotides long. Its product is annotated as F-box domain-containing protein. The transcript is spliced from 2 exons. The coding region runs from base 641 to 2671 and encodes 676 amino acids. NCBI's taxonomy places the organism in Eukaryota, Fungi, Ascomycota, Eurotiomycetes, Onygenales, Ajellomycetaceae. Gene Ontology annotation, molecular function: protein binding. The record is from RefSeq and is a predicted model, not a curated record.